AUGCCGAUUGAUCACUUCCAUAACGAAUCUCGAUACGAACCUCAUACCAAUGCCACAUUUCAACAGCUGUACUGGCUGGAUACUACCAACUACGUUGCCGGAGGCCCUGUCAUUGUCCUGGCCAUUGGCGAGGACUCGGCCACGGUUGACUUUGAAUGGCUCCAGAAAGGUCUUCUUCACAAGAUCGCCAACGCCACGGGAGGGGUUGCGGUCCUAUACUACAGUGGCGGCGACGUUGUUCCCAGUGGCCAACCAUAUACAACUAAAAAUCUUCGCUUCCACAGUACUGAGCAAGCCAUGGCCGAUCUUGCCUACUUUGCCCAAAGAGCGAGUUUCGCAGGGCUUGAAGAUCGGAACCUCACCGCCUCUACAACCCCAUGGAUUGUCCUGGGAGGCUCGUACGGGGGAGCGAUAUCUGCCUUCACCCGUAUCCAGUAUCCCGACCUCUUUUGGGGUGGGCUAUCAUCUUCCGGAGUCACUGUCGCCAUCGAGAACAAUUGGCAAUAUUUUGACGUGGUACGGCGAUAUGGGCCUUCGGAAUGCGUCAAAAGACAGCAAGAACUGACGAACCUGAUGGACAACAUCUACUACAGCGGCAACAAGACUGCCUUGUCUGAGCUUUACAGUGGUUUCAAUAUCUCCGACGCCACGGAAUACCCCGAUUUCGCAUAUUAUAUUACCGGUCCGUUGAACAGUUGGGACCAAUCCUGGAAUUUCCCACCCGAUCCUCUGAACGGCCCGGGCUCGUACUGCGGCUUCAUUACUUCUCAAGCAAACGCGACAGUGGCGAGUGCGGCUCUUCAGACAACGGCACAUUCUCUCCUCGCAUAUGCUAACAAGACUGCUACUCCCAACGUGACGGACCUCUACUACCCACUCCUAAACUUGUUCUCGUACGUGCAAACCAAGUACAAUUUCUGUGCCGGAAAGGCAGUGAGCGAGUGUCUGUUCUUGAACACUCCCGUGCCAUUCCAGUGGAUCGAAUGCACAGAGUACGGAUCGUUCUCCACUGGAUACAUCCCUGGGACACCAGGGCGCCCAACAGCCCUACCGCUGGCCUCGCGCACUCUGACGCUAGAGUACUAUCUCGACCAAUGUCACUCCACCUACAACAUCACGUACGACCCACAGCUCCAGCGGUUCAAUAAAUACGGCGGUUUCAACAUGUCCUAUCCGCGCCUCGCCCUCUCGACCGGCCAGCUCGAUUACUAUCGACCGCUCACGCCACUGGCGGAGUUCCUCGAGGAUGGGAAGCCCAAUCCGCGCGUCAAGGACAAUGGUACGGACAGCAAUCCGCAAAUCGUGAUCGAGAGCGGGUACCACGAAUGGGAUUUCCCGGGCCUGUUGCCCAACGAGACGGACUUUCACAUGCCGGCGGUAGUGGCCAGUGCUCAAAACAGAGAGAUCGAGGCGGUGAAGCUCUGGCUGCAGGAAUGGAACCAGACUCACAAGGUCUGA
Fonsecaea nubica is the source of this 1458-nucleotide messenger RNA. RefSeq lists its product as hypothetical. Gene Ontology annotation, biological process: proteolysis. NCBI's taxonomy places the organism in Eukaryota, Fungi, Ascomycota, Eurotiomycetes, Chaetothyriales, Herpotrichiellaceae. The record is from RefSeq and is a predicted model, not a curated record. The transcript is spliced from 3 exons. Bases 1 to 1458 code for a protein of 485 amino acids. Gene Ontology annotation, molecular function: serine-type exopeptidase activity; dipeptidyl-peptidase activity.